Molecule: messenger RNA, 1717 nt
Organism: Glycine soja
Lineage: Eukaryota; Viridiplantae; Streptophyta; Magnoliopsida; Fabales; Fabaceae
Product: tRNA-dihydrouridine(20/20a) synthase-like
Exons: 13
Coding region: 104-1396 (430 amino acids)
Biological process (GO): tRNA dihydrouridine synthesis
Molecular function (GO): tRNA dihydrouridine synthase activity; flavin adenine dinucleotide binding
Source: RefSeq, a predicted model, not a curated record
ACCGUCACGCGUUCGUUGUUCGAACCGUUCGAAUUUGAACUUCUGUGUGGUGUCUGGUAGUAGUUGCAGAGAGAGGGGGACAUGGUUUGCUAAAAGGGAUAAGAUGAUGAAGCUUGCAGGAUAUUCCCUGGCCGUUUCAUUUGCUCCCAUAAGUUCCAAUGUCGUUAAAAGCAAUGGCAGAUUCACAUUAGGUAUAUCUCAUAGGAACACGUGCAGCUAUAGGCUGUUUUCUACUCAUGCCCAGAAACAACAAUUACAGGAGAAACCUGGUGUGGUUGCCAGAUACUACCUUCCUCCUUGGUUUAGUGUUGCUCCAAUGAUGGACUGGACAGACCAUCACUACAGGACUUUAGUGCGCCUCAUAUCAAAACAUGCUUGGCUGUACACGGAGAUGCUUGCAGCCGAAACAAUUGUUCAUCAAAAGGACAAUCUGGACAGAUUCUUGGCAUAUUCUCCAGAUCAGCAUCCCAUUGUGCUUCAAAUUGGAGGGAGUAAUAUAGAAAAUUUGGCUAAAGCAACUGAGCUUGCUAAUGUUUAUUGCUACGAUGAGAUCAACUUAAACUGUGGGUGCCCUAGUCCAAAAGUUGCUGGGCAUGGGUGUUUUGGUGUGAGCCUUAUGCUUAACCCCAAGUUUGUUGCUGAGGCCAUGUCAGCAAUUGCUGCCAGCACAAAUGUACCUGUCAGUGUCAAAUGUCGAAUUGGCGUGGAUGAUCAUGAUUCUUACAAUGAGUUGUGUGAUUUCAUAUAUCAGGUUUCUUCUUUGUCACCCACUAAGCACUUCAUAAUUCACUCACGGAAGGCACUUCUCAAUGGCAUUAGCCCUGCUGAAAAUAGGAGUAUUCCUCCACUAAAAUAUGAAUACUUCUAUGGUCUCUUACGUGACUUUCCUGACCUAAGAUUUACAAUCAAUGGUGGCAUUACUAGAGUUGAUGAGGUUAGUGCAGCUCGAGAAGCUGGGGCUCAUGGUGUUAUGGUUGGACGUGCAGCAUACAACAAUCCUUGGCAGAUUUUGGGACAUGUUGACACUGCUAUUUAUGAUAAACCAAGCUGUGAUCUUACACGACGUCAGGUCCUUGAAAAAUAUCUAGUCUAUGGGGACUCAGUGUUGGGAAAAUAUGGACAUAGGUCAACUUUACGAGAUGUUGUGAAGCCUUUACUCCAUCUUUUCCAUUCGGAACCUGGGAAUGGACUUUGGAAGCGCAAAGCUGAUGCUGCUUUCAAAAAUUGCACGACAAUCGAAUCAUUUUUUGAAGAAACCCUUGUAGCAAUUCCCGACUCAGUAUUGGAUUCACUUGUUGCGGAGCCACCACCUGGCCGUGAUCUUUUUGCUAACAUGCACAAUUUAUUGCCUCCACCAUACAGAACGAGAGAAGAAGCAAUAAUUAUUUGCGCUUAAGUCAUGUGUACUCUGCAAAACCAAGUUGUGAUCAUUGCCAUUUUUUUAUUUUUUAUUUUUGUGAAAUCUAGUGAUAGUAUGUAACAAUUCAUAUUAAUACAACAUAGAUAUACCUGCACAAUGCACAAUGCACAAUGCACAAGGGUACUUGAGUAAUUUUCUCCUUUUUUCCCCUAGUGGCAGUUUGGAUGCCAGCAACCUAUCUUCUACUUUAUCUGAUAUAUGUUUAGCAGACUUGCAAAAAAUUCUUUGAGACGCUUAAGAGUGUGCCUGUGUCUGUGUUCUCUUAAACGUAAUGCAAAAGCAACUUUUCCCCUGUUU